Aspergillus terreus NIH2624 is the source of this 1302-nucleotide messenger RNA. RefSeq lists its product as uncharacterized. The coding region runs from base 1 to 1302 and encodes 433 amino acids. The record is from RefSeq and is a predicted model, not a curated record. The transcript has a single exon. Lineage: Eukaryota; Fungi; Ascomycota; Eurotiomycetes; Eurotiales; Aspergillaceae.
AUGGACCAAGAUCUUCCAUUUGAUCCCGGGCGCUGUGCCGAGCUCUACAACCGCAUUAUCCGCAUCGGAUUUGACGGUGCGCGGCGGUCUCUCCGCGGAGAACGUCUUCAAACAAGUUGGUUCAAUGCCUGGUCGGCCAAUCCGGAUGCUGCACCACAUGUAUCGCCCUGGCGAGCCCGGUUUCCUCCGCUGUUGGUCUCCUUCCUGGACCAGGUCGAGCUGAUAGUCAGCUCCGAUGGAAUCCCGAUCGUAAACGAUGCGCUGGCCUACCAUGUACAAUCAGUGUCUCCACCUCCCCGUCUCCAACCGCCGGAGCUUGAUGGCCUGGAGGACUGUAUCUUACUCUUUCGCAACAACCUCGAGGCCUUCCCAGACUCCAUCGGGUUGGUGAUGGACUUAUCGGACAUGCAAGUCUCUUACAUCCACGAUCGACUCGAUUGGGAGGAAAGCCCCGAAUGGUAUGACCUGCAGUUCGUUCUGGAACGGCUCAACGCCAUCAUCGAUGUGGGCAAGUACCGUCCCGGUCCGGCCGACAGCAGCUUGCAUGACCCAUACCAAGCUAUCAGUAACUUCUGGAGUGUGGUACCAUGGAACGACUGGGUACUGAACCAGAGUGUUCUGGUGUACAAUGCCCUGGUCGAAGCCAUUGAGGUUCGUCUUCCAGGCUCCCAGGAACGAUCUCAAUCUCAAUCUCGACCGUCGAUCGCGACUCCCGAGACAUUGGAUCCCAGAAUCAAUGGCUUCCCUCGAGCGUUCCUGUUACAAGCACGAAAACCCAUCUUCAAGCAGAUUGCUCCAGGGUUAACUGUCUAUGAUCCCUCGGCGCCACCUCCACCGAUAGAGGUUCAUCACCCACCGCGUGGAGAACCGGAGUUUCGAACCCCAUACUACCGUGAGUUGAACGGUGGUCCUGCCGUCUCGGAUGCUGUGAUCCUCUUCCCUGCCACCGAGAGUGAGUAUCGAGAGCGCCAGGCGGGGUUAUGGGUAUAUCCUGACGUUGCGUGGGCGGAUACGGUCAAACUCGCACUUCCGUUUGAGCUGUCUUCGUUUCCGAGAUUCGAUGGGAAACAUGUUCGCCAGAACACGUCGACUGGUUUGUGGGGACAGCUGGGCUGUUCUUUCUUUGUUGAUCAUGGAACACGACUCGUCAGCUUGCUUGAGAAGUGGACGGAGCUCGUUGAGAGUGGGAUUUGGACAGUCUCAGAGAAGGGAAUUGAAGGUGGAAUGGAGUUUUAUAGAAGAGCUGAGGAUCCAGAGAAAUCGGAGUGGUUUGUGUUGGAGGCCUGUUUUCCCAUGGGGUGA